UCUCGUCAGACACCUGAAGGCGAGUUCCUGCCUCUGGACCAGUGCGAGUUGGACGUUGGUUUCGGGACGGGAGCAGACCAGCUCUUCCUGGUUUCACCGCUCACCAUUUGCCAUGAAAUUAAUCCCAAGAGCCCCUUUUUCGACCUCUCCCAGCGCUCUCUCAUGAACGAGCAGUUUGAGAUUGUCGUCAUCCUCGAGGGCAUCGUGGAGACUACAGGUAUGACAUGCCAGGCACGUACAUCUUACACCGAGGACGAGGUCUUGUGGGGCCACCGUUUCCUGCCGGUGAUGUCCCUGGAGGAAGGCUUCUUCAGGGUGGACUACUCUCAGUUCCACAGCACCUUCGAGGUACCGACGCCGCCGUACAGCGUCAAAGAACACGAAGAGAAGAACUCACUGCCCUCGCCUUUAUCCACUCCAACCCCCGCACUGACUGAGAGCCACGGCGCCCGACGCGACCGGGUGUUUUCCGUGGACUGCAUCAACACCUCAGAGGAAAGGGGUCGCCACGGGGGCGCCGGGGGUCGACUGCCGAGCAAACUGCAGAGGAUGAGCUCGUCGGGGAAAGAGGACCUGCAGAGGAAGGUUCUCCUGCUCACCUCCCAGCACUCGGAGAAGGCCUGCAGCACCGGAGACCUGCCGCUGAAGCUGCAGCGCCUCAUCUCCUCGCCCGGACCCGAGACCGAGACUCGGCUGCAGCUCAAGUCCUUCAAGGUGGGCUUCGAUCCGAUGACCCAGUCCACCGGAAACCUGUACCAGCAGAGCCUGCCGCCCACGCCGUCCCCGGCCCCGGUCCCCAUGCACAGCCCUCUUCUUUCAACUGGGAGGAGGCUGGAGGACACUCUGCCACCAAAGCUACGGAAGAUGAACGCUGACCGCUGA
This is a messenger RNA of Stegastes partitus (bicolor damselfish), 882 nucleotides long. RefSeq names its product G protein-activated inward rectifier potassium channel 1-like. The annotation marks the transcript as partial. Gene Ontology annotation, cellular component: plasma membrane. NCBI's taxonomy places the organism in Eukaryota, Metazoa, Chordata, Actinopteri, Pomacentridae. The record is from RefSeq and is a predicted model, not a curated record. Gene Ontology annotation, biological process: potassium ion import across plasma membrane; regulation of monoatomic ion transmembrane transport. Gene Ontology annotation, molecular function: G-protein activated inward rectifier potassium channel activity. The transcript has 2 exons.